UUUUGCGCAGUAUUUUACUUUAGAAUCAUUGACAUCUUACACAGAAGCACUAGAAUAGUGUUCUUACACGUUGAAUUGUGUAGAUGGUGUAUUCUCUGAGGAGAAAAUGUGGCAAACUCUGAUUAAAAGCUCAUUAAAAAACACUGCAGCUCCAUUAGAUUCGCUUUAAACGUAGCCUGGUGUUAAACUUCGGGCUGGAAAAGUGUGUGUGUGUGUGUGUGUGUGUGUGUGUGUGUGACACACCCGUGUGUGCUGUGCGAUCACGGUGGUGUGGAAGUGUACAGCCUGUAUAGAUGAUUUAUUUCCGCCAUCGUUCAUUCUGCUGUGCUGCUCGGACAGGUGUUCCGGUUACAGUCUUAGAUUAUGUCGAGCAUCCGCUGUGCCAACAUAGCACUUCCACUACCUAAUAUAUUCAUGGGAGAAGAAAAGUGAACAGUCACAGGGCAUUGACUCCAGGUCAAGGUGGAAAUGAUGCACGCAGACCAAGAACAAGCGAGUACUACAGAUCAGCCCUCAGAAGAUGACAUGGCAGAGGGAGAUCUCGGGGACGGCACCCGGUCUGUAGCUGGGAUCCGUAAGUCACGGAGCAGGAGCAAAGCGGACUUUUUAGACCAGAUGAAAUGGGGCAGUGAGGGCACUGGUAGAUCUUUCUCCUGGACAUCAUGCAGUGCGAUGUACACCGCUUUCAGAAAGGAGCUGGAGGCAGAGAGGAUCUCUCAGUGGAGGAUCAGAGACUCAGAGAGCAGUGCCGGCGAGUCCAGUGAGGAGUUGCAGAAGAGACUGCAGGAAGUCACGGAGGAAGUGGAGCUUUUGAGGUCAGAACUGGAAGUGACACAUCGACAUCUUGAAGGCAAACAUGAAGCUCUGAGAAUCCUGCAAGGCCAAGCCAUAUUAGAUAAAGCCACCAGUCACACCAAGCUCUUACUGCAGAAGAGUGAAGAGCGGAACAAAGCUUUGGAAAAGGAAGUGAACGCUUUGCAGUGGGAGAUCACCUUCAACCAGGUGCAGUUUAAGAACCUGGAGCACGCGUGGGAGCUGAAAUACGACAGGGUGUGUGCAGAGAACCAGGUUCUGAGCAAAGCACUUGAUGAGAGACUGGGACGGUUUCAGGAUCUGCACAGAGAGAACACAUCAUUGAGUCAGCAGUGUCUGGAGCUCCUGGGCUUACUGAGCGCUCAGGAGAGAAGAGACUUCCAGAAGACCCAACCACCAUGCAGCCAAAACAGAGAGGGAUCUGCACUGGAGCUGGCUGUGUAUGGGGCGUGUAAGUGCAGCUCCAGCACAGGAGAGCCGUGUUCCUGUGCGAAGAGUGCAGCUGCAAGCCGUAAACAAGUCCUUCAGCUUCAACAAGAGCUGGAACUGCAAAGGGGGAUGAAGGACGAAGCGUACGUGAUGGUGGAUGCGUUCCGGAUUGCAUUUGAGCAGCAGCUGAGGAGAGGGAGCGAGAAAGUGCUGCAGCUGGCAGAAAGCGACACACACACACCAGAGAGAGGGAAGCAGCGCUCGGCUGGAGUGACUCAGGCGCUGAAGAGAUUCCUGCCAUCGCUCAGAGAAGGAAAAGUCCCGAGCAACCUGAAAGAAACCCUGAAGCUGCUACUUGAUCUGCUGAGUGAUAAAGAGGAGGCCUUGGCCCAUCAGAGGAAGGUCAGCUACAUGUUAGCGCGGAGCUACGAGGACCUGGAGAAACGUCUUCAGGCACAGCUCAAGGAGCUGGACAUCUCACACAACGGGGCUGAAUCUAAACCAGAAUCGGACCGAUCCAAAUGCGCAGCUGAUCAUUCGUCGUGCCCAUGUGAUAAUAUACCGGUGGUCAUGGACGAGCGUGAAGACAAGACAAGAAUGGCGGGUUCACAAAAUAGGGCGAGCGAUAAACAGGAGGAGUAAAGAAACCUCAAGACUUUCAUUUGCUAAAUGUAAUCAAAUACCCCAUCCUUUCUCCUCCAAGGAUUAAUAAUAUAUCUUUUUAUCUGGGAAAUGAGUGUGAAUCAGCAUUUGUUUCACUGUCGUCAAAGCGUAACGAACAUUCUGAAUGUUGAAAUGUAAUAAGACAACCACACGACUGAUAUUAGAGUUAUUAUGUCAUAAACGGCUAGUAUUGUUUACGAGGCAUUGUAUAUGUUUUUGAUAUGUUUUGUUUUGCACAUCUUUUCCAUCUUUAUUUCGAUUCUGCUAUCUAGCUCUGAUCGUAUCUAAACAUAUUCUGAUCCAGUUAAAUAGCCUGCUGACAGGGGGUGGAAAAGUGCUGAGAAAUUACACUUGAAGGUGCAAACCUUACUAAAUUUAAGGAUCCUGCCAAAAAUAUCUUUUGAAACUACGACGUUUAAACGUAAUCAAGUAUUAAUAAGUAAAAUGUAAAUGUCUUUAAGAGACGAUUGUAAACUUUAAACUAAAUGUUAAUCAAGUGCAAAUAAAAAGUGACCAUUCUGUGGAUGAACAGUCAAGUGCUAGAUGAGAAGAAGAGACCUUUGAUCAUUUUGGAGUUCUCUGAAGGUCUAAAUAAUGUAAAGAAUAAAUUUUUUUUUGUUUUUUCACUUGGAAGUAUAAACAGGUAAAGUAUAAAUAACCCCAAAUAAUACUUAACUAUAGUGAGGAAGUAGACUUACUCAAGUGUAAUUCCACUCUCAUUGGCUGAACCAUGAACCACAGGAUUUAAAAGCUCUCUGUAUGUCUUUUUUUUAUGACUAUAUGUACUUUGAAACACGAAAUAAACUUUUUAAACUUUUUAAAA
Ictalurus punctatus (channel catfish) is the source of this 2728-nucleotide messenger RNA. It is a transcript of the gene ccdc125, whose product is annotated as coiled-coil domain containing 125. The record is from RefSeq and is a predicted model, not a curated record. The coding region runs from base 469 to 1884 and encodes 471 amino acids. The transcript is spliced from 13 exons. Gene Ontology annotation, cellular component: cytoplasm. Lineage: Eukaryota; Metazoa; Chordata; Actinopteri; Siluriformes; Ictaluridae. Gene Ontology annotation, biological process: negative regulation of Rho protein signal transduction; negative regulation of cell motility.